AUGGCUCAGACCCGUGUACAGCACGAUGCUCGUAACGAAUCCGAACAGCCAACCGAACCCGUACAGGUUCCUGGCGCCUUCAGCAGCCGCGAGGGUCGCACUGCUGUCUCUUCACCGGCCAGUAAUCAGAGCUCAAGAUGCCAGCGAUCGGAGCGAAGAAAAAUUGCAUAUCCUCCCAUGAAAGCCAGGAAAGUCUGCGCCGAGGAGAGCUUCUUUCAGGGAACGACGAUGCAGGCCCCAACGACGGCAGUAAUCAUGCACCCGCGCUCGAUGUUGAUCCGUUUCGGGAACGUGACGCUCAAGUCAUUCGCCGCCGAUGCAGAGUUAGCGGUGGUAUUUUUCCUUGCUGCAUUAGCACCGAGGAAUCAGAAAUCAUGCCAUGAUCAACUUGCGAGAAUCAAGCGUGAAAAUGGACUGGAUCAUGAUCGUUAUAUACUAGGCGCCAUUGGCGUCCUGGAUUCCAAACCAGAACAUGGCAAGAAUAGCACGACAUACAGUCGCAAGGUCUGCGAAAUAGUAUCUGAACGAGGAUCUAAAGCCACCAAGAAAGGAGUGUGGAGUUUAGCGCCAGUGGCACCGUUGGGAACCAUGGGAAUGGCAACACAGCGAAAGUCAUUUUGUCUCUACGAGAAUUCUUAUACAUACUCCGACGCCAAGAAGAAGAAAGCAGGACGUACAGCAGGAAUUGCCUCCUUCCAGCUCAAUCCCACAGUUGAGAUCGAACUCGCCGUCUGCCACGUCCAUGGACUGAUAGUGUCUGUCGCUUAG
Messenger RNA from Drepanopeziza brunnea f. sp. 'multigermtubi' MB_m1, 768 nucleotides. NCBI's taxonomy places the organism in Eukaryota, Fungi, Ascomycota, Leotiomycetes, Helotiales, Drepanopezizaceae. The record is from RefSeq and is a predicted model, not a curated record.